AUGCACACUGCAGACUUUCUGGACAUCGAGCCUACCGAGAUUUCAUCAAUCUUGAGUGGUGGCUACAACCACCCGCUGCUGAGGGAAUGGCAAAGCGAACGUCAGUUGAAGAAGAAUAUGCUCAUAUUCCCAUUGUUCAUCUCUGACAUUCCAGAUGAGGCAACUCCAAUUGAUUCUCUACCUAAUAUCAAGAGAUUCGGUAUCAAUAAAUUGGUGGACUAUGUCAAACCGUUAGUCGAAAAGGGCUUGAGGUCUGUUAUUCUUUUCGGUGUUCCUUUGAAAGAAGGCACAAAAGACCCAGUAGGUACAGCAGCUGAUGAUCCAGAAGGUCCAGUUAUUCAAGCCAUCAAACUUUUGCGUAAAGAAUUUCCAGAGCUUUACAUAAUCUGUGAUGUGUGUCUUUGCGAAUACACUUCUCAUGGUCACUGUGGUGUGCUCUAUGAUGAUGGAACCAUCAACCGUGAGAGAAGUGUUUCAAGAAUUGCUGCUGUAGCUGUCAACUACGCCAAGGCAGGUGCCCACUGUGUUGCACCAAGUGACAUGAUUGAUGGUAGAAUCAAGGACAUCAAGAAAGGCUUGAUAUCUGCCGGUCUAGCCCACAAGACCUUUGUGCUGUCUUAUGCUGCCAAGUUCAGUGGUAAUUUGUAUGGACCUUUCAGGGAUGCCGCCUGUUCCAGUCCAUCGAAUGGUGAUCGUAAAUGUUACCAAUUACCACAGGCUGGUCGUGGCCUUGCCAGAAGAGCAUUGGCUAGAGAUAAGAAUGAGGGUGCCGAUGGUAUCAUCGUGAAGCCUUCUACUUUCUAUUUGGAUAUUAUGCGUGAUGCCAGUGAAAUCUGCGAGGAUUUGCCUAUUUGUGCCUACCAUGUUUCUGGUGAAUAUGCUAUGUUACAUGCUGCAGCCGAAAAAGGUAUUGUCGACUUGAAGAGCAUAGCUUUCGAAUCGCAUGAGGGGUUCUUGAGAGCAGGCGCAAGACUGAUUAUCUCCUAUUUCACCCCAGAGUUUUUGGAUUGGUUGAGUAAUUAA
Molecule: messenger RNA, 1023 nt
Organism: Nakaseomyces glabratus
Lineage: Eukaryota; Fungi; Ascomycota; Saccharomycetes; Saccharomycetales; Saccharomycetaceae
Gene: HEM2
Product: porphobilinogen synthase HEM2
Biological process (GO): heme biosynthetic process
Cellular component (GO): cytosol
Molecular function (GO): porphobilinogen synthase activity; zinc ion binding
Source: RefSeq, a predicted model, not a curated record